AUGAGUCACUGGACAGAUUUUGAGAUCGAAGAGGAAUGGGAUAGUCCUGAUGGCAGAGGUCAAGUUGUCGCACGCGCUUUUGGUCUUGGCCCAGAACGACCGAUUUUAGAGGACGAAGAGGGUCAGACUCAGAUCAUUCAAUCUGGUGAGAGGUUUUACAUGUGGGAUGAGAUGAAUGAUGAAAUCCACGAGUUUGCCUGCCAGGACCUGGAUUUGACUCUUGAGUAUUCUAAGUAUGGACUUGAUCUGAACCCUGGAGCCCUGGAGGUGGCUCUGAUUUCUAGAGAGUAUUUAAUGCUACCUAGUGACUCCGACUUCUCACACUCCAUGGUUGCCCUUUGCGACCGUGAUAUCAACAGUGGAGACCACUCGCGCUUAUCCGCGCUUAUCGCCCCUUGCUCUCCGACUUUCCCUCACCUUCGUCAACACAUCCCACCAUCCACGGUUCGCGCCCGCUCUCUCCUAGUCAAUAACAUUGCCUUGGCUGUUUCUGCUCUCAACUCUAAAGACAGUUGCCUGACUUCCCAUGUUUGCUUGCGCCGUGGCCACAUCCUGACCGUCGCGAUCCCGAUCGUGGAUCAGACAUCUCCUGCUGAUCUAUCGCUGUCAACAUUCAGCCCUGCCAAUAUAUCGCUACCAGAAGCUAAUAUUUCGCAACAGACAACGGCGAAAUCCCAAUCUGAUUCCUCUCGCUCAGUUCCUAGUGUCCGCAUCACAACUGUUUUUGCCCCUCAAACCCGCCGACUGCUGCCCGGCUCCAUUGAUUCCGCCGUUGCAGAUACUGCCUCUUAUGUUUUGUCUAUAACAUCGCCAAAUUUUCUCUCAUCCGCGCCCAAAAUGGAGGCAAAGGCGGCAGAACUUCUAGCGGUCUUCAAGAACCCCAACGUCUCUAUUGACUCCCGAGUCGCCCACCUGACCGCCAUCAAAUCCGAUAUCAAGCAAAAAAACGUCCCCGAGAGCGCAAUUGUAACCAUCUUUGAUACCCUACGACUUGCUAUCAAUUCUCAACAUUACUCAGUGGCGAGUGCCGGCUUUUCCACCUUGGGCCAUUUCUUGAAGCGUCUUUCAAUCCAAGAUCAGCAACAAUGGAUUCUCAGCCAAGCGUCCAACUUCUAUCCCAUCUUGUUGGAGCGGCUGGGUGAUCACAAAGAACGCGUGCGGGCCCAGUCUGCAUCCAUCUUCACUGAACUUUGGUUACACGCAAAUAACGAAGCUGAGUAUUAUGUGUUGCAGUGUGCUCUAGUGGACACCACCCAGAUGACGAAGAACCACGGUUUGUUAAUCCGACAGUACGUGCCCCCACUGGUUGCGUGCUUAGAAGAUGCCGACAGUUCUGUUCGAGACACGGCCAGAUCAGUUGUGGUGGAAUUGUUUCGAAAUGGUUCUGCGAGGGCCAAGUCAGACCUACAAAAACAGAUUGCGGCUCGUGGGGUGAGGAAGUCGAUCGCGAACGCCAUUUUGUCAAGCAUUGGCCUUGGGUCUGGAGAAUCGGAAAGCUCAAAUAGACCUGUCUCCCGUGUCGAGCGGCCGAUCUCAGUCAUGUCGUCCCGCUCCCAUGCUGUCGAAUUACACGAUGAUGAACACGAAUCGCGAAACCGACCAGUCCCAUCAAGAGGCCAUCAAGAUCGCUCGACACCUGGGCCCCCAGAAGCCCCAAGUCGACCCAAGACCCCGGCUGAGGCACCUCAUACCCAGAAGUCCCUUCCGGAGGAGGAUGGCGUUGAGCCCUUGCUAGUUUCAUCGUCUCGAGAUGUUGAAGAUACCAUACGGGAUAUGGCCUAUUGGUUUGAAGGCAAAGAAUCCGAGGACAAUUGGAUGAAACGUGAAAAAAGCGUUAUCCUUCUCCGAAGACUCACCCGUGGUAACGCGCCCCAUGAAUUCUUGCAUGCUGGCUGCCUCCUGAUCCAAGAUAUCGCGCGGAUCUGUGGCCCACGAAUCGACGGCAUGGUCGAGAUUAUGAUGCAGAAUUUGAUGAAGCUGUGCGGAUCUCUGAAGAAGAUUGCGGCACAGAAUGGAUGUGCUACAGUCGACGCUGUCAUUGGAAAUGUGACAUUCAACAUACGUAUUCUACAGCACGUUCACUGGGCCUUGCAAGAUAAGAAUGUGCAGCUGCGCCUUUCAGCCCCUGGGUGGCUGCGAACCUUGAUUUCUCGACAAUCUCACCAUAAAAGCACCGUUGAACAUGGUGGCGGCCUGGAUCUCAUUGACAAGUCUCUCAGGAAGGGCCUUGCUGACGCCAACCCCGGUGUACGAGAGGCAGUACGCAGUACCUUCUGGACUUUCUUCGGCGUAUGGCCCGACAGAGCAAAUCUUAUUUUGUCUGAUCUCGACACCAAAUCGCGCAACCUGUUGGAGAAGGACCCGUCGAAUCCUAACGCGGGCCAGAUGGCACCCGCCUCUGCCAGUAAGAGUGCCAGCGGCCCUGCGGCUGCUCGUUCUGCAUUGAAAGAGGCCAUUGCCGCUAAGAGGAAGGCUGCGAACAUGAAUUCCCGCCCUGAGUCUGCCCAGCCAACUUUUAAUGAUACCAAGGCGCCAGAGUCCUCCAGGUCGACGGCGAGAACGGUUCCUACCGGUGCCCCUCUCUCUUCCUUGUCCUCCGCCCCUAUGCGCCCUGCCAUGAAACCACGACGAGCUGAAAUAAGUCGUCCGGCAACUGCAGAUCCGUAUGCAUCUCGGCCAAGCUCCAGAGCAGCCCAAUCGUCUAGCAAGACGCCGGUUAGCUCUCCAAGAUCAGUGAGAUCCAAAGCCACCACACCCUCAUCCAAAACAAUAUCUGCUCCCCGUCUCCGGCCUCACGAGGCAGGCCACACCGGAACAACUAGAGGCAAACCUAAGAAGCUCGAUCUUUCCAAAUCCAAGUCCCACGGAGACCUCGCAGCUGCGAGUCAUGCGCGUAGCAAUUCUGAAGAUAGCGUCGCAAAUCAGAAUUCUCUCCACAGCUCACAGGCUGAUUUACUGCGUGCCUCGCAAGAACCAGAUGAGCUAGCAAAUGUUGUAUUGGAGAGCCCCCCCCUUGAAGCAUCCCAACCACCCUUCCGCAGUCACCGACCACCUGGACCUAGUCAAGAAGCAGCCCCUGAGCCUGUUGAAGAACCGCAGCCUCUUUCUCUAGAAGAGCCUGUUACUGUGCCUUCGCCGAGCACCCCCAGACUGGACCCCACUGUGCCACACCAUUCCGAUGUGGAAGCCGAGCCAGAAUCUCCUCCCAAGAUCCAGCCCGACGAAAUGGUCAUAUAUGAAGACCCUGACACCCCUGUUGCCGUUGAAGCUGACGCCCCUGAGAUGGCGCCCGUUGAGCGUUUCACGCCACGGAAGUCCCCAGCAAGGUCUCCAACGAGGUCUCCUGGUUCAGCCAAGGAUACUGUGGCCAACGAACCCCACUUUCAAUCGUCAAUUCGGAGAACACCCCUUCGGGUACCUCCGUCUGCUGUCAAGCCCGGGGCCCUGGAAGAGGUUUCUCCUAAUGAGUCAGCAGCGAGAAGCGUCGAGCCAAGGCCAAGAUCCUUUGAAUCCUUGGCCCAUUCAACGGGAGAGGAACCAUUGCGUCGCAGUCGAAAGUGGGCUGAAAGACAUCGAAGCCCAAGUCCUCGAUCGAAGGACCCCGCCAAUGCUAGAGAGAUGCUUCCCAAGGCCCUCAAGCGCAUCGGUACGAAGACUAUGGAUAUUUCCGGUUACCGAAAACUGCAAGGGCUUUUCCAAUAUCAUGGCGAAGAGCUUAUCUCUCAAGAUAAGGAUUACUAUGCAGUACUUGGGGCCCUUCUGCAUGAACUCGAAUCUGCGCCAAUGAACCGCAAGGACCACGACGUCAAAACUCAGAUUCUUGCUACGAUCCGCUCCAUGCUCAUCCGAACCAGUGAGAUGUUCCACCAGUAUGACAUUCCUGCGAUGGCCUCCCUCAUUCGAGCUCGCCAGCAUUACGAAUCCAACUCGCACUUUGUUACUUGCCUAGAGGAAGUUGCAGAGCAGUUAGUCACCUUGAUCCCGACUUCAGUCUCUAUCAAAGGUGUUCUACAGGGACUGGACCUGGGAGAGGAUGCUAACGGCGAGGGAGCUUACCGAUCAAUCAUCUUGGGGCUGUCCACCAUGCAUCAAGCACUUGCCCAAGGAAGCGAGGAAAUCUCCGACGAAGUCCUCGCCAGUAUCGGAGGUGUGGUUAGUCAACAGCUCAACCACUCCCGACCAGGUGUGCGCAAGCAAGCCACCGAGCUGUGUACGCUUCUGAACCUCAAAUUCGGACUUGAUCGCGUUCAGAAACUCACUCAACCGGCAGGAGAGGGAUCACUCAACCUGCUCACCUAUUUCAUGGCCCGCCGGUCUCAGUGA
Molecule: messenger RNA, 4323 nt
Organism: Penicillium cosmopolitanum
Lineage: Eukaryota; Fungi; Ascomycota; Eurotiomycetes; Eurotiales; Aspergillaceae
Exons: 12
Coding region: 1-4323 (1440 amino acids)
Biological process (GO): astral microtubule depolymerization; mitotic spindle assembly
Cellular component (GO): microtubule organizing center; mitotic spindle; cytoplasmic microtubule
Molecular function (GO): microtubule binding
Source: RefSeq, a predicted model, not a curated record